AUGUUUAAUGAUUUCUUUCAAAUUCAAUUCAAAAACAAUUUUAUCAUUUUUCUCAUUUCUUUCUAUCUAUCUAUCUUUCUUUAUCUUUCUAUCUAUCUAUCUAUCUAUCUAUCUCAACCUCUUCCAUCUAUCUAUCUAUCUAUCUAUCUUUAUCUAUCUCAACCUCUUCAGCAUCUAUUUCUAUCUAUCUAUCUAUCUUUAUCUAUCUAUCUAUCUUUCUUUCAACCUCUUCAGCUCUAUCUUUCUUUCUAUCUAUCUAUCCGUCUCAACCUCUUUUUCAUCUAUCUAUCUAUCUAUCUAUCUAUCUUUCUUUCUUCUAUCUAUCUUUCUUUCUUUGCAUCUAUCUAUCUAUCUAUCUAUCCUUUAAUCCUUUACUUUAUGUAUUCUUAUCCUUCUUUCUUUCUUUCUUGUCAUCUAUCUAUCUAUCUAUCUAUCUAUCUAUCUAUCUAUCUUCUUCAUCUAUCUAAACCUCUUCAGCAUCUAUCUAUCUAUCUAUCUAUCUAUCUAUCUAUCUAUCUAUCUAAUCCUUUCUAUUUAUCUAUCUUAUCUAUCUAUCUAUCUAUCUAUCAAUCAAUCUAUCUAUCUAAUAUCUCUAAUUCUCUUUAA
This is a messenger RNA of Acanthosepion pharaonis, 606 nucleotides long. Lineage: Eukaryota; Metazoa; Mollusca; Cephalopoda; Sepiida; Sepiidae. The record is from the annotation of a GenBank genome assembly.